CGUCAGUCAAUCAGUUUACAAGUCGAACAAUAAACGUUUCUAAAAUGAGAGCUUCGCUACUGAUCUGUGCCCUGAUUGUGGCCUGCCUUGCUCCUGGCAUCCUGGCCACCCGCACCAUGGAUCGCUGCUCCUUGGCCCGAGAGAUGGCCAACCAUCGUGUUCCCCGGGAUCAGCUGGCCCGCUGGGCCUGCAUCGCCGACAAUCAGAGCAACUUCCACACCGACGCGGUGAGCCCCACGAAUGAUAAGGGCUUCCGGAAUUACGGGAUCUUCCAGAUCAGCAAUGAGUAUUGGUGCUAUUCGAAGGAUCAGGCUGCCAGGGAGGUCGAGUGCAAGGUGAAGUGUGAGGCCUUCUUGGAAGAUGACAUUACCCACUCCGUGCUCUGUGCCAAGAAGAUCCUGGAGAAGCAGGGCUGGUCCGCUUGGCCAGGGUGCACUGGCUCGCUGCCAUCGAUCGACAACUGUUUCUAAUGUCCCAAAUGUUUCAAAUAUCGUGCAUGCAUAUACUUAUGUAAAAUAAUUAUAUAAAUCCUCGAGGAUUGAACAACCAAUAAAGAUUUCUCUUAAUGAGGGA
Drosophila pseudoobscura is the source of this 573-nucleotide messenger RNA. RefSeq names its product lysozyme P-like. Lineage: Eukaryota; Metazoa; Arthropoda; Insecta; Diptera; Drosophilidae. The record is from RefSeq and is a predicted model, not a curated record. Gene Ontology annotation, molecular function: lysozyme activity. The transcript has a single exon. Bases 45 to 470 code for a protein of 141 amino acids.